Molecule: messenger RNA, 534 nt
Organism: Galeopterus variegatus (Sunda flying lemur)
Lineage: Eukaryota; Metazoa; Chordata; Mammalia; Dermoptera; Cynocephalidae
Product: acylphosphatase-2-like
Exons: 3
Coding region: 262-534 (90 amino acids)
Molecular function (GO): acylphosphatase activity
Source: RefSeq, a predicted model, not a curated record
GAAAGGAGCACCGCGGCGAGUUCACUCGUAGGAAGCGCGCGGCUGGCGCAUCCCUCCCAGGGAGCCCGUCUGGCUGCUCCAGAAGGGAGGGCGCAGGCAAAGGAGGCCUCGGACGCCUGAGGCCCAGCGGCCUGUCCCCUCCCGGCGUCCCCGGCUGCCCUCGCUCCCAGACAACGCCGUCUCAUUUGCGGCCUUCCGACGCGUGACCCCGGCGCGCUCGCGUCCCGGACCGGUGACAGGUGCGGCCCGUCAAGCGGUCCCAUGUGCCCCCUCCUGCUCGCGGCUGCCGCAGUCGCCGCGCCCCGAACCCCACUCCGGCUCGUCGGCAGAGGGCUCGUCGCCGCCAUGUCUACCGCCAAGCCACUCAAAUCUGUGGACUACGAGGUGUUCGGGAGAGUGCAGGGUGUUUGCUUCAGAAUGUACACAGAAGGCGAAGCUCGGAAAAUAGGAGUGGUUGGCUGGGUGAAGAACACCAGCAAAGGCACUGUGACAGGACAAGUGCAAGGCCCUGAAGAGAAAGUCAAUUCCAUGUGA